UUUGUGUUUUGUAUAUUAUGCUUAGUAUCUGGGUUGUUUCAUGUAUUUCAUAAACCUAUGCAAUGAAAUGUAUUUUUCGUUCUUGGUUUGUACAGGUUCACAUAAGUUUAAAGAGAAUGGAGAAUUCAGUACUAUAGUUUAUUACAUUUUCAAUACACAGUGUCGAUUGCUCUGAUGAUUUGCAUAAAGUACAAAAUUACUUAGUAGUCUACCCGUGUUUGGCGAGGCAAUCAUGAAGAGAAAUAAAGUGCAGAUAAAAUAAUAAGUAGAGAUCCCAUUGGAUUUUCGUUUGGAGACGAUUUAUUGGUAUAUUAUACUUUGCAUCACGCCGUCAUGAGAAGAUGAUGACUAAGAUAGAGAGGUAUUCAUCGGUCAAAUUCAUAUGUAUACCCUUUAUACCGUUGUAAUAAAACAGAGGUUUCAUAUUCCUUCCUUUCUGCCCAUAGACCUAUGAAACCAUGCAAAUAUCUAUGGCAUGACAGAUGACAGGUCUUUCUGAUAAUUUUGGAUGACAUUUGACACGUCGAUCUAAUCUGUCGUAUAGAGCAAAGAUUUUUUUGUGAAUUAAUGUUAUAGAUUUAUAACAGUGAUAAAGUAGAUGAGUUUUAAAUAUUGUUACAAGAAAUAUAUAAUUUAAUAUUCAUUGUGUAAUUUUAUUGACCUAAUAAGUCAAUUGUCUUUGCGUUGUAUCUUCGAUAAGAAAAAAUACCUUGGUUGAUUUAGUUGGUGUUGAGUCUAGAAUGCAAUGCACCCUCGUCGUCGUAACGUAGGUGUGCCUGAACGGACACCCUUGUUAGAAGAAGAUUUAAAUUCGUACAACAAACUCGAUAAAAAAGGAAAGUCGUAUUUGCCUUAUCCAUUAGAAAAUACACGAAACAGUAUUGUACCAAUACUUAGAACUGAAGAAGUCGAUACUGUAUUUGACUUUCUAGAAGAUAUUAUAUUCGAACCAGUCAUGGCAGCACGAGACAGAACCAACGAAUUUGUGUCGACAGUCCGCAGCCUUCAAAGCCGAACUCAAGCAAAGCCAGUUGUUAGAGAUAAGCGAAAAGCUGAAGUUCUUGAAACUUAUUCACAGUUUAUGAGUAUGGCAAAAGUUAUCAGUAAAAAUAUUACGAGUACAUAUGCUAAAUUAGAAAAACUAGCAAUGUUGGCUAAGAAGAAAUCAUUAUUUGAUGAUAGACCAGUGGAAAUACAUGAGUUGACAUACAUUAUAAAGGGUGAUUUAAACUCAUUGAACCAACAAAUUGCCAGAUUGGGUGAAAUGCCUAAAGGCCGUCGCAGUAUGCAUAGUCAUUCCUCCAGUGUGGUUUUAGCUUUGCAAUCAAGACUGGCAUCAAUGAGCAAUCAAUUUAAACAGGUUUUAGAAGUGCGAUCUGAAAAUUUAAAGCAUCAAAAUAAUAGAAGGGAGCAAUUUUCUAGAGUAGCACCUGUUGUCAAAGAAAUACCAUCUAUAUUGCAGCCAGAUGAAGUGAGCAUAGAUUUAGGCGAAGGUUCUAAUUUCCAAACCCAGCAGUUGGCAUUGAGAGAUGAUACAGAUUCAUAUGUUCAACAAAGAGCAGAGACAAUGCAUAAUAUAGAGAGCACUAUAGUGGAAUUAGGAGGUAUAUUCCAGCAACUGGCACACAUGGUUAAAGAACAAGAUGAAGCAAUAGGUAGGAUUGAUGCAAACAUUCAAGAAGCAGAAAUGAAUGUUGAAGCUGGCCACAGAGAAAUAUUAAAAUAUUUCCAAAACAUUACCAACAAUAGAGCUUUAAUGUUUAAAGUAUUUGGGGUAUUAAUAUUUUUCUUUAUAUUCUUUGUUAUAUUUAUGGCUUAGUGGUAUUUUGACAUGUAAAAUUUUUCUAAUACAAUUAUCUGUUAAAUAUAAAACAAUGAUUUAAUAAAGAUAGGUGAAGCAUCUUUUCAAAGGGAAAAAUGUUAUAUUGAUUUAUUGUAUGUUAUCAAAAUUAAAAAUUAUGCUAAGAUAAAAAGUUACAUUACAUAUUAUUUAUGUCAACUUCAUUGGUUACAAUCAUUUUUUAAAGAAUCAUUGCAACCUGAAGCAUGGUCUCUCCUUAUAUUUGCCUUAAUGCAUUCUGUAACAUUUAAUGUCAUCUUCUCACUAUUUUAUUUGUGAUCAAAAGUUAUUCUAGAUAAACCUAUAUGUGGACAAUAAAAAAUAUUUUGUUUGUAUUUCAAUAAUCUAGAAUAACAUUAUCUGAUAAUUUGUCUUAAGGGUUAAAACGGGCUACUAUAGUAGACUAAUACCACUAUGGCAUUUAAAAGUAAAUUCAUUACAAAUU
Molecule: messenger RNA, 2285 nt
Organism: Papilio xuthus (Asian swallowtail)
Lineage: Eukaryota; Metazoa; Arthropoda; Insecta; Lepidoptera; Papilionidae
Gene: Syx5
Product: syntaxin 5
Exons: 3
Coding region: 746-1819 (357 amino acids)
Biological process (GO): endoplasmic reticulum to Golgi vesicle-mediated transport; vesicle fusion; intracellular protein transport
Cellular component (GO): SNARE complex; Golgi membrane; endomembrane system
Molecular function (GO): SNAP receptor activity; SNARE binding
Source: RefSeq, a predicted model, not a curated record